Sorex araneus (European shrew) is the source of this 3134-nucleotide messenger RNA. RefSeq names its product zinc finger protein 219 (gene ZNF219). The coding region runs from base 445 to 2670 and encodes 741 amino acids. Gene Ontology annotation, biological process: regulation of DNA-templated transcription. NCBI's taxonomy places the organism in Eukaryota, Metazoa, Chordata, Mammalia, Eulipotyphla, Soricidae. Gene Ontology annotation, cellular component: nucleus. Gene Ontology annotation, molecular function: RNA polymerase II cis-regulatory region sequence-specific DNA binding; DNA-binding transcription factor activity, RNA polymerase II-specific. The transcript has 5 exons. The record is from RefSeq and is a predicted model, not a curated record.
CGCCCCCCGUCCCCACACGGCCCGCACCCCGCCCCUGGCGGCCGCCUCGCGCGGCUCCCGGGGUCCCCCGCUCCGUGUCCCCGGAGCCCGCGCCCCGCGCCCGCGCCCGCUCCCGCGCGGCUCGCAGCCCCGCCGCGCCGCCCCCCGCAUGCUAAUGGCCGGGCCGCCUCCCGCCGCACACAAUGCGGGCCAGGGCCGGGGGCGGGGGACCGGGGAGGGGGCGGGGGCCGGGCCGGGGGCGGGGGGGCCGGGGCCCGGCGCAUCUCCCCCGGCCCCACGUAACGCUGACGCCCGCGCCGCCGGCCCGCCGCCCGCCGCCGCCGCCGCCGCCCGCUCCGCCGCCGCCCGCCCGGGGCCCCUCUUCAGCACCUGUUGCCUUCACUAGCAGCUUUUCCUCCUCUUCUUCCCUGCACUCCCCAGAACCAAAGAAUGUGAAGGGGGUCCAUGGAGGGCUCACGUCCCCGCGCCUCGGGCGGCCACUUAGCGCCAUCACCACCGGCCUUCGAAGGCGAGCUGGAUCUGCAGCGCUACUCCAACGGGCCGGGCGUGAGCGCCGGCUCUCCGGGAAUGGGAGCAGUGGCCUGGUCUGAGAGUCGCACGGGCGAGCGGCGCUUCCCCUGCCCCGUGUGCGGGAAGCGCUUCCGCUUCAACUCCAUCCUGGCUCUGCACCUGCGGGCGCACCCGGGCGCCCAGGCCUUCCAGUGCCCGCACUGCGGCCACCGGGCAGCGCAGCGCGCCCUGCUGCGCUCGCACCUGCGCACGCACCAGCCCGAGCGGCCCCGCAGCCCCGCCGCGCGCCUGUUGCUGGAGCUGGAGGAGCGCGCGCUCCUGCGCGAGGCCCGAAUGGGGCGGGCCCGAGGCUCCGGGGGCGUGCAGUCCCCCUCCGCCCCCGAAGGCCUGGCGAGAUCCCAGGCCCACUCGUCGUCGUCGUCGUCGUCGUCGUCCGCCUUCCGCUGCCCCUUCUGCAAGGGCAAGUUCCGCACGGCGGCCGAGCGCGAACGCCACCUGCACAUCUUGCACCGGCCCUGGAAGUGCGGCCUGUGCAGUUUCGGCGCCAGCCAGGAGGAGGAGCUGCUGCACCACAGCCUGACGGCCCACGGGGCUCCCGAGCGCCCCCUGGCGGCCGCGUCGGCGCCACCCCAGCCGCCACCGCCACCGCCGCCGCCGCCGCCGCCACCGCCGCCGCCACCCGCGCCGGAACCCAGAUCCGUCCCGGAGCCCGAGCCCGAGCCGGAGCCCGAACCCGAACGCGAACGCGAACGCGAGGCCACCCCGGCCCCGGCGCCCGCCGCACCCGAGGAGCCGCCGGCGCCUCCCGAGUUCCGCUGUCAAGUGUGUGGCCAGAGCUUCACGCAGUCCUGGUUUCUCAAGGGCCACAUGCGCAAGCACAAGGCCUCCUUCGACCACGCGUGCCCCGUGUGCGGCCGCUGCUUCAAGGAGCCCUGGUUCCUGAAGAACCACAUGAAGGUGCACGCCAGCAAGCUGGGCCCGCUGCGGGCCCCGGCACCCGCCUCCGGGCCCGCGCGCGCGCCCCCGCCGCCCGACCUGGGCCUGCUGGCCUACGAGCCGCUGGGCCCCGCGCUCCUGCUGGCCCCGGCGCCCAGCCCGGCCGAGCGCCGGGAGCCCCCGAGCCUCCUCGGCUACCUGAGCCUUCGAGGAGCCGGAGAGGCGCGGCCCAACGGCGAGGGAGCCGAGCCCGGCGCCGGCCGAAGCUUCGGGAGCUUCUGCCCGCUGCCCUCCGCGCUCCCGGCCCGCGCGCGCAGGCACCGCACCGAGGAGCCCGAGGAGGAGGAGGAGGUGGUGGAGGCCGAGGAGGAGACCUGGGCCCGGAGUGGGCGCACGCUGGGCCCCCUGGCGUCCAUGCAUCCACGGCCAGGAGAGGGGUCCGGGCCCACGGCGCCUGCCGCGGGGGCCGCGGCGCGACCCGCCGCCACGCAGGAAGAGAAUGGGCUGCUCGCUGGAGGGGCGCGGCCGUCUGAAGGGGGCCGGGGUGCCACUGGCAAGGAUUGUCCCUUCUGCGGGAAGUCUUUCCGCUCGGCACAUCACCUCAAAGUGCAUCUUCGAGUGCACACAGGUGAACGCCCCUACAAGUGUCCACACUGCGACUACGCGGGCACCCAGUCUGGCUCGCUCAAGUAUCACCUGCAGCGCCACCACCGGGAGCAGAGGAGCGGGGCAGGGCCCGGGCCACCCCCAGAGCCGCCCCCCGCGCCCCAGCGGGGCUCCGCCAAGUCGGCCCCUCCGCAGCCCGCGACCUGGGUGGAGGGCGCUGCCAGCCCGCGGCCGCCGUCGAGCGGCGCCGCCGCGCCGGGGCCCCGUCGCAAGCCCGCCAGCCCCGGGAGGACCCUGCGCAACGGGCGAGGCGGUGAGGCCGAGCCCCUGGACCUGUCCCUGCGGGCGGGCCCGGGAGGGGAGGCCGGGCCCGGGGGUGCCCUCCACCGAUGCCUCUUCUGCCCCUUCGCCACUGGCGCCCCCGAGCUCAUGGCUCUGCACCUGCAGGUGCACCACAGCCGCAGGGCCCGGGGCCGCCGUCUGCCCCCGGCCGCCGACGCCUCGCCCUUCGCCCGAGCGCCCUCGGGGGAAUCGCCUCCCAGCCCUCCGCAGGAAGGGGAGGAGGGCCCGGGGCUGUCGAGGUCGGGAGAGGCCGGGCUAGGGGGCCAAGAACGGUAGGGAGCCCGCUUAGGGCCACUUAGCUUAGUGAGCUCACCCCGCCGGAGCGGGGGAGCGCUAGAGGUAGUUGGGUAGAGCAGCCAGCAGGGGGCAGCGUGGGACCCGUAUCCCAGCCCCAGGCGGACCGGAGGUGUUGGGGGCGGCGGGCAUAGAAGGGUGGGCGGGCAAUACCCCACCCGGCCCAGGGGAGAGUCACAGUGCCUUAGAAGUGGCAGGGGUGUGGAUCAAAGAACGGGGUCCCAGGGCUGGCAGAGAGGGUGGUGCCUCCGUGGAGGUGCCGUUCUGCCAGUCUUUGCUGGUCCAUAGGCGUGAGAGUUUAUUUUUGUACAAUGGGUGGGGGUGGGGGCACUGUACCCUUCUAGCCCCUUCAGGGGCCCUGUAGACCUCGCUAUUUUUGGUACAAUUCCUGUCAUUCCCUGUCGCAGAGUUGUGUCCCCAAUAAACAGGUGUCUUGAGGCACAGGG